CAUUUCUGCAAUUCCAGUUAAUCGCCGAGCAAAGUCUGGACAUGGGAUGUCUAUCAACCGCCCUGUAGUGUUACAGUAAACAAGACAUGGUCUGGUGACUCCCUGCCCUCAUGACUGUGGCACAGGUGUCUUCCAGGAGUCAUCGGUUCUCUGACAAGAAAGCCCAGUGAUGUGUGCUGCCCGGCUGCUCCGGUGCUCCUCGCCGUUCUUCAGAGGCUUGGAGAAGCUGGGUUCUGUGCAGUGGCCACUCAGACAAGCUUCUGUGAAGGGUGGGGCACAUGUCCGGACGUACAAAGCUGUCAUUUUCGACAUGGGAGGUGUGCUCCUGCCGUCUCCAUACAAGAAUGCAGCAGAGCUGGAGCUGCGUCAUGCUGUGCCUGUUGGCACUAUAGCCCAAGGCAUGAGACUGGGAGACAAGAGCAGCGCGUGGAAGAGGUUCAUUACAGGAGAGAUGAGCGCAGCGGAAUUCAUCGAUGCUUUUGGAAAAGAGUGUGCAGAGAUGGCUGGCUGCUCUGUCCCAGUGGACCUCUUCCUUGCUGAGCUCACGACGGGACACAUGGCCCAGCAGCUGCCGGCUAUGACCGAGGCCAUCCAGUGCAUCCGGGCCGAGGGCCUGAAGACGGCCGUCCUGAGCAACAACUUCUUCCUGCACGACGGGCAGACCUUCCUCCCUGUGGACCGAUCCCAGUUCAGUGUGGUUGUGGAGUCCUGUAUUGAAGGGAUGUGCAAGCCUGACCCCAGGAUCUACAGGCUGUGUGCCGAGCGCCUUGGGGUGCUCCCGGAGGAGUCCGUGUUUCUGGAUGACGUGGGGCAGAACGUGACGGCGGCGCAGCAGCUGGGCUUUCGCGCGAUCAAGGUUGGAGACCCGGGAGCUGCAAUAGGGGAGCUGCAGGGCGUGCUGGGUUUCCCCCUGAGCGGGUUUGUCCCCGGCACUCGCGCCGUCAGGCCAGAGAUGGCUCUCCCUCUCGAGCAGCUGGGACAGCACCUGCGGGAGGUCUUGUCCCUGGAGUCCCCAGGUGCUCCGACCUUCCUGGCUGGACAGCCACUCGGCGUGCGGCAGUUCAGCCACGGGCAGUCCAACCCCACGUACCUGGUGACCGCGGGGGGGCGGCGCCUGGUCCUGCGGAAGAAGCCCCCGGGCGCUCUCCUGCCCUCUGCACACGCCGUGGAGAGGGAGUUCAGAGUCCUGAAGGCCCUGAGCAGCGCUGGAGUUCCUGUGCCCAAAGUGAUGGCCCUCUGCGAGGACCCCAGCGUUAUUGGAACUCCAUUCUUCCUGAUGGAAUACUGUCCGGGGAGGAUAUUCCAUGAUCCUUCCCUGCCAGGGAUGGACAGGCAGGAGAGGAGAGAGGUGUAUGAAGCCAUGGUCCGAGUCCUCUGUCGGAUCCACAGCGUGGACAUCAAGGCUGUUGGGCUGGAGGACUAUGGGAAAUCUGGCAGCUACGUGGCCCGGCAGGUGCAGACCUGGAUGAAGCAGUACAGAGCCAGCGAGACACGCCGGAUCCCAGCCAUGGAGAGGCUGAUGGAGUGGCUCCCACGGCACCUGCCCCGCAGUGAGAGGACGGCGGUGGUGCAUGGGGACUUCAGGUUGGAUAACCUGAUUUUUCACCCGGAGAAACCGGAGGUCCUGGCUGUCCUGGACUGGGAACUCUCAACGUUGGGGGACCCCAUUUCUGAUCUGGCUUACAGCUGCCUGGCACACUUUCUGCCUUCUGGUUUCCCAGUUCUCAAGGGGAUCAGCCAGUGUGAUCUGGCGGAGCUUGGGAUCCCCAGCGCGGAGGAGAUCUUUUCCCUGUACAGCAGCCACAUGGGCCUGGAGCGCCUGGACAGCUGGAACACGUACAUGGCCUUCUCCCUCUUCCGAGUGGCCGCCAUCCUGCAGGGGGUCUACAAGCGCCACCUCAAAGGGCAGGCCAGCUCUGCCGACGCCGCCAGCACGGGGGAACUGGCCGAGCAGAUGGCAGAGCUGGCGUGGGAUUUCGCCGUGAAGGAGGGCUUCCGCAUCUUCAAGUCCGUCCCGGUGGGAAACCCAGGAGCAGGACCCCGCAGGGCCUUCGGCAGCUGCAGCUCCUCUCGUCCCGCCCCAGGCCAGCUAAUCAUCUCCCCUGAGGGCCUGCCGCCCCCGGUCCAGGAGCUGUAUGGCCGCCUGCAGGGCUUCAUCAGCGCCCGGAUCCUGCCCGUGGAGCAGGAGCUGCGGGACCACCAGGUGUCCGAGAAGAGAUGGACCACUCACCCCGUCGUGGAGCAGCUGAAGGAGGCGGCGCGAGUGGCGGGCCUGUGGAACCUCUUCAUCCCCCUGGAGCUGGACCCCCUGGCGCAGUUCGGGGCGGGCCUGACCAACCUCCAGUACGCCCACCUGUGCGAGCUGAUGGGCCGCUCGCUGUACGCCCCGGAGGUGUUCAACUGCUCCGCCCCGGACACCGGGAACAUGGAGGUGCUCAUUCGCUACGGCACGCAGCGACACCAGGAGGAGUGGCUCACGCCCCUGCUGAGUGGGACCAUCCGCUCCUGCUUCGCCAUGACGGAGCCGCAGGUUGCUUCGUCAGAUGCCACGAACAUUGAAGCGUCAAUAAUAGAGGACGAGGACUACUACAUUCUAAAUGGACAUAAGUGGUGGACAUCAGGAGCCUUGAACCCCAGUUGUAAGCUGUGUGUUUUCAUGGGAAAGACCGACCCCAGUGCUCCCAAACACAAGCAGCAGUCCAUGAUCUUGGUUCCCAUGGAUACUCCUGGAGUGAGGGUUGUGCGUCCUCUCUCGGUCUACGGAGGGGAAGAUGCUCCAGGUGGCCACGCGGAGCUGGUGUUCGAGAACGUGCGCGUUCCCCGCUCGAGCCUGCUGCUGGGGCCGGGCCGCGGGUUCGAGAUCGCGCAGGGCCGCCUGGGGCCGGGCCGGGUCCAUCACUGCAUGCGGCUGGUGGGACACGCGGAGCGGGCCCUGGAGCUCAUGAAGGAGAGGGUGAAGACGAGAGUGGCCUUUGGCAAGCCCCUGGCGGAGCAGGGCACCAUCCUGGCUGACAUCGGCCUGUCUCGCCUGGAGAUAGAGCAGGCCAGGCUGCUGGUGCUGAAGACAGCACACCUCAUGGACACUGUGGGCAACAAGGUGGCAGCUCCUGAGAUUGCCAUGAUCAAAGCUGUGGUACCCAGCAUGGCUCAGAAGGUGAUCGACCGGGCCAUCCAGGCAUUUGGAGCAGCGGGCCUGAGUAACGACUACCCGCUGGCUCUGUUCUUCAGCUGGGCACGGGCCCUGCGCCUGGCAGACGGACCGGAUGAAGUCCACCGGGCCACUGUGGCCAAAAUGGAACUGAAACGCUGAUGCCCUCCCUCCCUCUCUCUCUUGAAGCUGCACAUGGUGUAGUCUCAGCGGGUCCUGGGGAGCCUUUGCUGUCUCUGACUUCAUCACCGUCUUUCACUGUCUGCACUGGAAGGACACACCUGUCCUCCUGUCCUCAAGAGCCACAGCCCCGCGGCGCCAUCUAAUGUAGGACUGAACUGCUUCUUCCAGGGGACCCCAGUCCUGGUCCCGCGUGUUGUCAGGUUUUCCAGGUGUCUUUAACACAGCAGACCCCCAAAGUGCUGGGAGAGGAUUAAACUGGUCAGUCAGACGGUAAUGGGCUGAGGACAGGAGUGUCAGACACUAGUCUUGUACUGUUGAACCAGGGAUCAGAAAAGCACAUUCACUCCCCAAGAAAACAAUUGUUCCAAUUAAGCUGAGACUGUCCCCUUUGGAACCAGGGUUGGACGCCACAUAUUUAUAAGAAUCAGUCAUCAUAAAGAGAUUAUUGAUGUUUGAUUCUUAGAGAUCCUAGUUCCACAUUCUUGUAAAAAAAAAAGUUUCUAUGCAUAAUAAAAAUAUAUUUUGUUUUUUGCUAAUGCGGUUUGAAAAUAAUGAAUGUGACAAAUGUUUACACUUGUUUUGUAUAGGCUGCCUUUUCAAUUUGUUAUUCGCUACACUAUCCCAUUUCACAGAACGUAGUAUUUUACACAUUUUAAUGCUUUUUUAACCUGACAUUAUUUUUAGGGUGGGGAAAAAUGCUAUUUGUUAAGAUGUUUGUGUAGUUUGUUUUUAUAGGUGUGCAACAGUUCCGACUUGAUCCAAAAAUGCAGUAUUGACUUACAAAUAAAGACAGAAAAUGAACCACA
Messenger RNA from Lepisosteus oculatus (spotted gar), 4137 nucleotides. Its product is annotated as acyl-CoA dehydrogenase family member 10. Lineage: Eukaryota; Metazoa; Chordata; Actinopteri; Semionotiformes; Lepisosteidae. The record is from RefSeq and is a predicted model, not a curated record. Gene Ontology annotation, biological process: fatty acid beta-oxidation using acyl-CoA dehydrogenase. Gene Ontology annotation, molecular function: flavin adenine dinucleotide binding; acyl-CoA dehydrogenase activity. Gene Ontology annotation, cellular component: cytoplasm; mitochondrion.